Molecule: messenger RNA, 903 nt
Organism: Aspergillus chevalieri
Lineage: Eukaryota; Fungi; Ascomycota; Eurotiomycetes; Eurotiales; Aspergillaceae
Exons: 1
Coding region: 1-903 (300 amino acids)
Source: RefSeq, a predicted model, not a curated record
AUGGAGGCACUGAGACCCCAUGGUGGUGGUAUAUCGCACGCGUCACCCCCCGGAGUGGGCAACGUGGUCUCCCAGUUCGUGGAAACAGAAGAUAUGCCAGUCACCCCAACGCCAACCCGCUGGCAAUCUGGAAACAUGAUGCAACCUGAAUUCAAUGAAGGCAGCAUGGAGAGUGCAAGCAUGGAUGAAAAUGGGGGCCAGGAACACUGGCAAACCGGAGGAUCCAGCAGGGCCCCUAGCCGAGCCAGUGAGGCCAGAAGUGGAAUCAGGCAACGAAAGAUAUUACAGAAGUCAUUGAUUGGCAGGCCAAGACAUCAUACUUCCCUGCUAGAUGUGAGCAAACAGGCUCAGAUGUUAGUGGGGGCCCUGGAAACAGCCCAGACACAACAACAAGAGAUAUAUCAUAUGGUGCAGGAACAGGUACAGGCACACCUGGCAGAAGAGCUGUCCAACUGGAGAGCAGAACAACAGACUCAUGAAGGGAUCUAUCUUGAGCGGAUUACAAACCUGGAGCAGGAAGUCAGUAAACUACGCACAGAGCUUACAGAAGCCCGGCACACCAUCCAGCAGCCUGCACCGGUGAGACAAGAGACACCGGCAAUUGAUACCCAGCCAAACCGGGUAAACAAACAUGUCAACAACCAAACCCCCAAGGUGAGGGAAAUGAGCCAACAAUUGAGGCAGGAACCUAGUUUUGCAGACCUAGCUGCACUGCUCUCCACCAGACCAGGAGGACAGGAAUGGCAGGAGGUCACUAAAAAGAGGCCAAAGAACAGACAAAUCCAAGCAGUUGCUGUUGCUAACCAGCCUGAUCCAACCAAACUCAAGCCAGCCAAGGACAGCCCCAAAGAGGCACGGAGGUGUCACAACCUGGCUUCUCUCGUAUCGUACCUAGGGUUCUAG